Molecule: messenger RNA, 973 nt
Organism: Kogia breviceps (pygmy sperm whale)
Lineage: Eukaryota; Metazoa; Chordata; Mammalia; Artiodactyla; Physeteridae
Gene: BCAP29
Product: B cell receptor associated protein 29
Biological process (GO): intracellular protein transport; endoplasmic reticulum to Golgi vesicle-mediated transport
Cellular component (GO): endoplasmic reticulum; endoplasmic reticulum membrane
Source: RefSeq, a predicted model, not a curated record
AAGAAAAAAAAUGACACUUCAAUGGGCGGCAGUUGCAACUUUUCUUUACGCUGAAAUAGGACUCAUUUUAAUCUUCUGUCUACCUUUUAUUCCUCCACAGAGAUGGCAGAAGAUUUUUUCGUUUAGUGUCUGGGGUAAAAUUGCAACUUUCUGGAACAAGGCUUUCCUUGCUAUUAUAGUCCUAUUGAUUGUUCUGUUUCUAGAUGCUGUGAGAGAAGUAAGAAAAUAUUCCUCAGCUCAUGCCAUUGAAAGGAGCUCAGCCAGCACACCUGCUGCCUAUGAACAUACACAGAUGAAACUUUUUAGGUCUCAAAGAAAUCUUUACAUUACUGGAUUUUCAUUAUUUUUCUGGCUAGUGUUGAGACGUCUGGUUACCCUUAUUACUCAGCUGGCAAAAGAGCUGUCAAACAAAGGAGUCCUUAAAGUUCAAGCAGAAAAUACUAACCAGGCUGCCAAAAAAUUCAUGGAAGAGAAUGAAAGACUAAAACGGCUCUUGAAAAACCAUGGCAAGGAAGAACAACACAUUUUGGAAGCGGAAAAUAAAAAACUAGCAGAAGAUAAGGAAAAACUGAAAACUGAAUUAAAGAAGGCUUCAGAUGCCCUUUCUAAGGCACAAAAUGACACGACAAUAAUGAAGAUGCAAUCAGAGAGACUUUUGAAAGAAUAUGACCAGCUCCUGAAAGAACAUUCAGAACUUCAGGAUCGUGCAGGGAAAGGCAAUAAGAAAAGCCUGUGAACUUUAUGAAAGAAGACUGUGAUACACCAUGUCAAGAGGAUAAAUUUGUUAUCAUGUUAGCCUCUAGAAAACUUAAAGUUCAGUUCAGAAAAACAUACUGUCUAUGACCAGCCAAUAUUUUUUAGUGCCACACACAUAGGCUAUCAUAAUGGUAUUAUCACAGUAUUUGAUGAUGUUUCAGAUAUAUUGUAAAGUCUGUAUUCCAGCUCUCAAGUGAAAUAUAAGCAUGUUAAACAC